GAAAGAGCAGGAGAUACGGCGGGAAGUUGAGACAAAAGGCGCUUCAUCAGCAACAACAAUGACAGCUAACAAACAACCGUUAAGUGCCGCAACAAAUCGCCAAAAAUUGAAAACUGUGGGAAUACCGCUCCACGUCAGGGACGCCGCAAAAGCCACGCCAAGCCCACACAUAGCUACAAAUCUCGUUUGCCCAUGGUGGGUUGCGUACACAGCGAGAAAAUGUGGGUUUACUCAAAAGUUCGAAUUUGUAAUAAAAUCCUCUACGAUGAAGUAAGUAUACUAUAUUUAUAUUUAUCUUUUGCUAAUAUCUAUAUAUAAAAUUGAUGUUUUAAUGGAGCUGUAUUAACAUUAAUAUUAACAAGCCCGCUCAACAUUUUCUCUCUCUGUAGUAGAGAGAAUAAGAGCACCGAGAAGGAGUCGAGCGAAAAUAAAAGACAAUAAAAACAAAUAAAAAGUAUUUC
This is a messenger RNA of Drosophila yakuba, 461 nucleotides long. RefSeq lists its product as uncharacterized. NCBI's taxonomy places the organism in Eukaryota, Metazoa, Arthropoda, Insecta, Diptera, Drosophilidae. The record is from RefSeq and is a predicted model, not a curated record. The transcript is spliced from 2 exons.